Messenger RNA from Agrilus planipennis (emerald ash borer), 3036 nucleotides. RefSeq names its product girdin-like. The transcript has 8 exons. NCBI's taxonomy places the organism in Eukaryota, Metazoa, Arthropoda, Insecta, Coleoptera, Buprestidae. Bases 124 to 2916 code for a protein of 930 amino acids. The record is from RefSeq and is a predicted model, not a curated record.
UCACGACUUAAAUUAUUGAUGUCAGUUGUGUAUUGACACUAUCAAACUUUAAAAUUAAGUUGCAGAACGAAGUGAAAUAGAUAGGGAUUAGUUCGAAAUUUCUGUACUUGAACAGCCACGAAAAUGUCGUACGUAGCAAAAAAAGCUAACUGUUUUAAAGAUGAAGGCUUCGAGGAGUUGCUGCCUAGGAGAUCCGAAGGACGCUUAAAAGCCUAUAGAUCUGCGACAGAUGCUAGAUGUUGGACUGACGAAUGUGAAGAUAGAAGGCAAUAUAUUUUAGAGCUUUUACUUAAGGAAAGAAGGAUGAGUCUAGGAAGAUACAUUCCGUUCGAAGUUUUGUUAGAACUACUACUUGCAGAUUUAAAGAGACGUUUACAGGAAAUGAACAGUUUACUUACAGACGACCAAAAAAAGAAGAUGGGAACAGGUCGUUCAGACGCAAUGAAAGUCGACUCCACUAAAGGGGUGCAAGCAAAACAAGUUAGUUCUGUGAAGUCUACUCAAGCCGGUAACUUAAAGAUGGGAGUCGAACGCGUAACUGCCGCGGACACUGUACUACCUGACAGUUCAGACAUAAAUGAGGGAGUUGAAGGCAUAACUGCCGGGGACAGUGAAGAACCUGCUAGUUCAGACGUAGUACAUAAGGGUAGUAAAGGAGGUGAAGGAAAGGACAUUUGCACUCAGGAAGUUCAAACCAUUGAAGCCAAAAUAGCUAAAGGAGAUUUAUCACCAGAAGAACAAUUUCAACUCCUUGUUGAAGAAGUUGAAAAUAUGAAGGUGUUAUGUGAACGGCUGAGUUCCUUGGAAGCAGAAAACGAAAGUUUAAAGGCUGAACUAGAAGCUUGCCAAGAGGAGCACGGAAAGGAGAUGGAUGCGUCAAUAUGUGAAAACGCCCUUCUCAAAAAACAAGUUGAAAGCAUGGAAAAGGAAGCGAACGAAAUUUCUUGUACCGCCUCAAAUUAUAUAAAUGAAAUGGCAUGUUCAAAAGCUAAACUGUGCAAAGUACAAGAUGAAAUGACAGAGUUAACUGCCACAUGUGAGGACAUUACUCAAGAAAGAGAUUGGCUUAAAUCACACGUGUGCCAUUUAGAGUGCGAGCUUGAAAAGUGCCAAAAAGAUCAGAAAGAACUGCAAUCGGUGAAAGACCUACUAGAAGAAUUGUGGAAUCACCACGAAACAGUGGCCAAGGAAAGGCAGUGUCUUAAAUCAAAAGUGUGUCAGUUACAAAGAGAAUUACUCACAACUGCAGAUUUUGAAACUAGGCAAAAACUUAAAUAUUACGACGAGGUCAUACACGAAAGAAACUGUCUUAGGAAAAGGGUAUGUAAAUUGGAACAUGAAAUUGAGCAGGCAAAUAUUGCUACUGGAAAUAAGGAAAAAGCAGAAGGUUACUGUGCCAAAUUGAUACAAAAGGUCAAAUGCUAUGAGGAAGUGGUUCAAGAAAGAGACUGUUUACGAGAAAAAGUGCACAAUCUUGAACUAAAAAUGGCCUGUAUGCAAGGACUACCGAAUCAAGUCAAAGAAUUUAAAAAGAAAUGCAGCAAAAUGGAUGACAUCUCUAACGAACGACGAAGCGUACAGGCACGCCUUCAAAAACUCCAGAAACUCGAAGAACAAGUGUGCAAACUCAAGUACGAAUGUAACAAAGCGGCAGCACUGGAAAAGCAAUUAGGAAAAUGCCGAGCCGAAUUAAGAAAAUGCAGAAAGUCCAAAGAAGCAAUGAAAGGCAAACUCGCAAAUUCCGAAGAUCUUAUAGAGAAUUUGUCAAGCAAAGCAAGUUUGACGGAUUCGAUUCAAGAAGAGAGAGAUCAGCUGCAAGCCAAAGUGGAUGAAUUAGCUCAUAUUGAAUGCGAGUAUAGACAAUGUCUUGACAAGCUUCGUUGUUUCGAAACGAUCAGAGCGGAACGAGAUUUGUACAAGGCGAAGUACAGGGAGCUGGUGGCGAUGGAAUCUGAAUGCGAUGCUUUAAGGGAGCAAGUUUCGAACGCUAAAUUGAUCGAAGCCGAAAAGGAAGAGAUGAUGGAGCAACUAGGACAAUUUGAACUUUGCAUCCAAGAUCAGGAAAAUGAAAUUCAGAAAUUGGUUAUGCAAAUAGAGAAACUAACUGGCGGAGAACAAGAACAACAGCGUCAAGUUUUAGAACAAAUUCAAGGUGAACUGAACAAAAAGAAUCAAGUAAUUUCAUCAUCGGAACGACAACUAUCGAGCUUGGAAGAACAGUUGCGACAGACGAUAUGUGACAUGAGUAAAGAGGUCAAAUCCCUGAAAUGCAGAAACAAACACUUAGAAAAACAGAUCCAGCAAAAAGAUGCCGAGAUAUCCAACCUUAGGAAAAAGGAGGGCCGUCUUAAGGACUCCAACGACUGUUCGAAUUCAGACGAUCAACCGAGUUGUUCACAUAAGGAAGGCGGAUGGCGAACUCAAUCGGUUGAUAGACUCCAAUGUGCUUUAAAGCAUCUAAGAAACGAUCUUACAGUGAAAAUAGACACGUGCAACAAACUCAAAUGCGAAUUGGAUAGAAAGGACGAAAUUAUUGACAAACUUAAAGCGUUCGCCAUGCAAAAGGACCAAGUUAAUAGAACAAUUCAUGAUAAGAUGGAACAAAAGCUUUAUACAGUUGUCGAGGAGAAUGAAAGUUUAAGAACCGCUGCAAACGAAAUUGCUGAUGCCACAGGGGAUAUACAUUUGAAGAAUUUAUUAAUAACGUCAAGGGCUGCGAUAGAGAAAAUCAAUGAAGAAUUAUGUAAACAUUACACUAUGUUUGAUAAAGUAACCGAGAAACAAAGUAUGUGCAUGGAGAAACUGAAAUGCCUUAAAAAAGAAAAUAAAAAGUUAAAGGACUGUUACACGGAUGUAAGCAUUAGCUUAGAACAGAUGCAGUACGAAAAUAAAGUUCUGAAGAAGAAAAGUGAAUGAAAAUGUGCCGUCCUGUCCCUUACCGGGUGAUUUCGAUGUUAUGACCUUUUGAUACAUUUUCUUAUUGUUCUGUGGUAUAUUAGUAUUUAAAUUAUUGUAUAAUAAAAUAUUAUUUUUAAA